GGCGAAUCUCCGGUAGUAGGAUAGCAGCAGGAAUGGACUCGACCUCCUCCGUUCAUACCUUGCCCAUUCCUUCGCUUGACCGCUCUUAUGGUAUUGAAUCGUGGCCCUGGUUCACCAGAGCCUUCGAGGCUGCUGUGGGGUAUCCAGCCAACAGUUUCCGAUUCAUCGAGGGCAAGACACCUCUUUCUACGCUGAAGGAAACCUCAACUGUUCUUGUCCUAUAUUAUACGGUGGUUCUGGGAGGACGAAGUUUCAUGAGCAACCGAAAGCCAUUGCAAUUGAAGAGGCUUUUUCUUUUGCACAACUUCUUCCUCAGCAUCAUCAGUGCCAUUCUUCUGGCACUUUUUCUGGAACAGAUAGUACCGACCAUCGCGAGGAAUGGAUUGCACUGCGCCAUCUGUGAUCUCGAGGGUGGUUGGACCAAGCCCAUGGUUGUACUAUAUUAUUUGAAUUACCUGACUAAGUACUUCGAGCUCCUGGACACGGUCUACUUGUUUCUGAUGAAGAAGCCUCUCACGUUCCUGCAUUGCUACCAUCACGGCGCAACCGUCUUCCUAUGCUACACUCAGUUGGUUGGGACUACGGCGAUCUCGUGGGUUGUGAUCACACUGAACCUAGCUGUCCAUGUCAUCAUGUACUGGUACUAUUUCCAGGCCGCGCGAGGAAUUCACAUCUGGUGGAAAGCCUGGAUCACUCGGGGCCAAAUCCUCCAAUUUGUGAUUGCGCUGGGUUCGUCCUGCUUUAUCUCCUACGGCUCUUUCUUUGUAUACUUCCCUCAGUAUGGCUCAUGUGUGGGCAGCGUGUUGGCCACAGUCACCGGAAACGUGGUGAUCAGCUCGUACCUGGUUUUGUUCGUGUUGUUCUACCUGGCCACAUAUCGGAAAGACGGCAGGAUGCCUAGUGCCCGCGUAGCUGUGCGACCUAUAACCCAGGCACCAGCUUCGGUGCCCCAUCUGGUUGUGGCUGCUAUGUCCAGUGGGCACGAUAACCGAAUCGAGACAGGGUUGACUGGUGCCGGUGCCCGGGCACGGAAAGUCUAGUGGUGCGGGCGCAGGCUGCCAUGGAUCAGCGAAGUGACUGAGUGGCAGUCGCGACAUUCCACACGUGGAUGAUAUUUCUAGCAUUUUUAGCAUCGGGUGGCCUUUUGCUGGAUACAAAAGCUGUGCUGGUGUCAGUAAUCGGAGAGGGUUUCGUCAGGACGACGUUCACAUGAUCAAGGGCGCGUCUUCUGAUCGAGCACUACUCCGCAAGCGGCACUGUCAGUAUUCUUAUAGAAACAUGAUAACAUCUUUACCAUUCAUGCAACGAAGCUGAACCAUUAC
Messenger RNA from Aspergillus aculeatinus CBS 121060, 1322 nucleotides. RefSeq names its product elongation of very long chain fatty acids protein. The transcript is spliced from 4 exons. The record is from RefSeq and is a predicted model, not a curated record. Gene Ontology annotation, molecular function: fatty acid elongase activity. The coding region runs from base 33 to 1040 and encodes 335 amino acids. Gene Ontology annotation, cellular component: endoplasmic reticulum membrane. NCBI's taxonomy places the organism in Eukaryota, Fungi, Ascomycota, Eurotiomycetes, Eurotiales, Aspergillaceae. Gene Ontology annotation, biological process: very long-chain fatty acid biosynthetic process; sphingolipid biosynthetic process; fatty acid elongation, polyunsaturated fatty acid.